Messenger RNA from Sphenostylis stenocarpa, 519 nucleotides. NCBI's taxonomy places the organism in Eukaryota, Viridiplantae, Streptophyta, Magnoliopsida, Fabales, Fabaceae. The record is from the annotation of a GenBank genome assembly.
AUGAUCGAAGAAGAAGCUAUCCCCGCCACCACCUCCGAAUGGGCCACGACGCGUGAUGCAGUUGCUGGUCAUGGAAUGAGCGGCGACGGCAGUGGACUGGAUGCUUCAACUCCUGGGACUCUGGUCAUUAUGAAUCAACAUGAGGUUGAUGACAAUGUGCAUGAGGUUGAUGACAAUGUGCAUGGUGAGGAUCAGACUGGGUCACAGUUCAAUGAUGAGGGUAAUGGAGGAGGCGUGGUUCUAAAGAAAGGGCCAUGGACAGCUGCUGAAGAUGUUAUUUUGGUGGACUAUGUCAAUAAGCAUGGAGAGGGGAAUUGGAAUGCUGUUCAGAAGUACUCAGGCCUGUCUCGUUGUGGAAAAAGUUGCCGAUUGCGAUGGGCCAAUCACCUAAGGCCAAACUUAAAGAAAUGUGCAUUUACUGCAGAAGAGGAGAAGAUGAUUGCUGAACUCCAUGCCAAAAUGGGAAACAAAUGGGCACGCAUGGCGGCACAUGUAAGCAUGUUUGUUGAUGAUGCCUAA